Molecule: messenger RNA, 1766 nt
Organism: Coffea arabica (coffee)
Lineage: Eukaryota; Viridiplantae; Streptophyta; Magnoliopsida; Gentianales; Rubiaceae
Product: bifunctional protein FolD 4, chloroplastic-like
Biological process (GO): tetrahydrofolate interconversion
Cellular component (GO): cytosol
Molecular function (GO): methenyltetrahydrofolate cyclohydrolase activity; methylenetetrahydrofolate dehydrogenase (NADP+) activity
Source: RefSeq, a predicted model, not a curated record
CAACAAAGGCGGGAUUAAAGCAUCAGCAAGCAUAGGGCUGAUACUCAGGCAGCUCCAAUCGCUUCGGCCAUUCAUGGCAUCGCCCUCCUCCAUGACGACGACGUCGUCUACCACUUCAAAACUCGUAUUCUCCGGCUGCUCAACCUCCUCCUCCUCCUCCUCCUCUCCUCGACUCCUCCCAUUGACCACCGCCACCACCUCCUCCAAAUGCAGAGCUUUUCACUUCCACCGCCGCUUCAACCCCCUCCGUCAUGUCCAUCUGCGUCCGUGCAAAAAUCCCACAACUGUCUUCGCUCAAACUAUCAGCCCUCCUUCGUUCAUUGCUGCUGCUAUGGCUACUGAACCUUCUGCUAAAGUUAUUGAUGGAAAAAGGGUUGCUAAAGAAAUCAGAGAGGAAGUAGCAGCAGGAGUAUCUAAGAUGAAGGAGGCACUAGGCGUCGUUCCAGGGCUGGCAGUGAUCCUAGUUGGGGACAGGAAGGAUUCAGCAACUUAUGUUCGCAACAAGAAGAAAGCUUGUGAGGACGCAGGAAUUAAAUCUUUUGAAGCGUGUUUGCCUAAAGACGCGACAGAAGAAGAAGUGCUUAAGCAUAUUUCAAGUUUUAAUAAUGACCCUGCGGUUCAUGGCAUCCUUGUUCAGCUACCUUUACCUUCUCACAUCAACGAGCAGAAUGUAUUAAAUGCUGUUUGCAUUGAAAAAGAUGUGGACGGAUUCCACCCACUAAACAUUGGACGUCUUGCCAUGCGAGAUAGGGAACCACUAUUUGUGCCUUGCACGCCUAAAGGAUGCAUAGAAUUGUUGCAUAGAUAUGGUGUUGUUAUCAAAGGGAAGAGAGCAGUUGUUAUUGGCCGGAGUAAUAUUGUUGGGAUGCCUGCUGCUCUAUUGCUACAAAGGGAAGAUGCAACUGUGAGUGUUGUCCAUUCUAGAACAAAGAAUCCUGAGGAGUUUACUAGAGAAGCUGAUAUUAUCAUCUCAGCUGUAGGACAAGCAAAUAUGGUGAAGGGUAGCUGGAUAAAGCCUGGUGCAGUUAUUAUUGAUGUUGGGAUAAAUCCAGUUGAGGAUUCUGAAAGCCCUCGGGGCUAUCGGCUAGUUGGUGAUGUUUGUUAUGAUGAGGCUAGGCAAAUUGCAUCUGCUAUCACUCCUGUUCCCGGCGGAGUUGGACCUAUGACGAUAGCAAUGCUGCUGUCAAAUACUCUGACGUCUGCAAAGAGAAUUCACAACUUCAAUUGAUAUUUUCACCAUGACCUCUUGUCCCAAUAGGCAGAGGCCCUCCUUCAAACAAGUGCAGGUCCUUUGUUGGGACUUCCUCCCAUCUUCUUUCCAUGUAGGGCACCAAAAAUAAAAUUUUGUCCGCCUUUUUGCCAAGCAAAAUCUAUGCAGCUAUUAUAGAGAUGACAUAUAGGGAGUCCUUUGGAGCAAGAAGCAUCCUAUUUGGCUCAGUAUUUUCAAAUGAUUAAGAGCAAUUGGUCGUGCUUACUAAUUGGUAAAUGAUGUGCAUAUAGACAGAACCGUGCAAGAUGGGUAAUUUAAGAAGGAAGCGAACAACAAACGAGCCAUGAGGACGCCAGCCUUUUAGAUGAAAAAUAGGAUAUCCUAUUUUCAAGUUAAGAUUGCAUUUUUGUGUUCAGUCUUUGCCCAUGAAGAGAAGCACUGGCUUCUGAUUUGGCAACAUUAUCAACAUCAGGAUUAGUUAUAUUUACAUGCACAUUGUAUUCUUUCUUUGAUUUUCUGGUUGCAUGCACUUAUUUUGAAUUCAUCCUGCUGUCUA